ACACCAAGACCCAGGGGCCCACUCCAAGACCACGUGGUCAAGACCAAGGGGCCAUCAUGUCCAUCUCAGUGUCCAACCCUGGCACAGUGCGCCUGGUCUUCAUGGGAGCUGCCGGUGUGGGCAAGACAGCUCUGAUCCAGCAAUUGCUGUAUGACCGCUUUGAGCACAGGCACCGGCGCACGGUGGAAGAAGUGUACUGCCUGGAGCAGGACCCCGAGCUCCUCCGCCUCCGUCUGGAGAUUGUGGACACCAGUGGCAGCUACUCUUUCCCUGCCAUGCAGAAGCUGCGCAUCCAGCAAGGGGACGCCUUCGCCCUGGUCUUCUCCCUGGCUGACCUGGAGUCCUUCCAGGAGGUCGAGCGGCUGCGGCAGGAGAUCCUGAGGAUCAAGGGUGAGAACGACGUGCCCAUAGUGGUGGUGGGCAACCAGAAGGACCGCUUCCCGGGGACGGAGUCAGGGGGCGGGCAGCUCCUGGCCCUGCAGGCCGCCGCCACGGCCGAGCUGGAGUGGGAGAGUGGCUACGUGGAGACCUCGGCCAAGCUCAACCAAAAAGUGCAGGACGUGUUCGAGGAGCUGCUCCGCAGGGUCAACCUGCCCUGCCUGCUGAGCCCCGCGCUGGAGCGACGAAGAGCCAGCGCGCAGCCCGAGCCCAGGAAGAGGCAGCCGCGCAGGAAGCAGCAGAGUUGUAUGCUGUCCUAGAGGGCCGCUGGACCCAAGAACUGACCAUCGGACGUCGACGUUGGAGCCGCUGCCCAAUCCUGAGCGUAGUUCUGACGCAGGUCACCGGCUUCAGGCAACUCGCAGUGCUCCUGCUGCUGCAUUGAGAACUGUUUAGGCAAUCUGGGACUUGUAGUUCCACAGCAGCUAGCAAAUAUCUAGUGCUGGGCUUGUUGUGAGUGUGCAUGAUGGACCUGAGGGGUGCAUGAUGGACCUGAGGGGUGCAUGAUGGACCUUAGGGGUGCACAAUGGACUUGAGGGGUGCACGAUGGACCU
Messenger RNA from Nanorana parkeri, 992 nucleotides. Its product is annotated as ras-related protein Rap-2c-like. Gene Ontology annotation, molecular function: GTPase activity; GTP binding. The transcript has a single exon. The record is from RefSeq and is a predicted model, not a curated record. NCBI's taxonomy places the organism in Eukaryota, Metazoa, Chordata, Amphibia, Anura, Dicroglossidae. The coding region runs from base 57 to 698 and encodes 213 amino acids.